UGCUCAUGGAAAGCUCUCAAUUCUCCUCAGUGACGCCUUCUUACUUCACUAAACAAAGCGUCCCGAACCAAGACCUUUAAAAGUCCACUUUUUCUUUUUCAAAUCGUCGAGUUGGUCCUUGCGCCAAAAACACGAAACCCUAAAACACCGCGCGUAAAUACACACCGACAACAAUGAGUGACACGGCAGCAAUGGAGGUGAACGCGGAGGCCCGGAGGGUUCUAGCCGUGUCCAUCAGCAAGCUGUACGCGUCCAGGACCCAAAGAGGCGGACUGAGACUCCACCGGAGCCUCCUGUUGUCCCUGGUCAUGCGCUCGGCCCGGGACAUCUACCACUCGUCGUCGCCACCGCCCAUGGAGAGCGGUGCGGAAGAACCGACCGAGCUGGAGCCGCCCCAGCCGGAGCAGACACCCGCCGAGGUGAGCCUGACGACGGGGGGAGGUGCGCACCAGGAGGCGGACAUAGUGGAGGACAUGGAGGAGGGGGAGCCCGCCGAGGACAAAGAGAACCAGAGCCCGACGAGACGCUCCAGGAAGCGUCGGGGAAGGACGUCAGCGGCGCCGGACUUCCUCCCCAGCAAGAGGGCGAGACUGGAGCCGGGAGAGGAGCGUCACUCCGCUCCGGCCCCGCCGGCCAGCUGCCGCCUGGGACCCGCGGAGUCCCUCACGGCUUUGUCCCUUAACCGGGUCAUACCGGCCUGCUGACACCACUGAGGAGGCUCCACUGGACUUUGGAGCCGACUGUUUGUUUUUCUCACACACGAGUGGUCUGGAUAUGACCCACAUCCACGGUCUUGCGGAUGGACCGUUCCGGCCCAGAGGAGCGAGCUCUCCGAGUGGAAAGUUCGGAUAGGAGCGAUCCCGUGGGCUGAGUCACACAAGAGGAACCGGCCCGACAAGAAGUGACUCACUGAAAAGUGCUGACUCAAAGUGUGAAUCAGCAGGAAGUGAGGUGGUCGAUGGUUACCCACCCCACGCAGACACACUACUGCUGUGGACCAACAUGGUGCUGCAAAGGUGCUGCUUGCAUCUUUAAAACUUUCCUGUGUAUUAAUGAAUGUGAACAUCCCGUAAUAAUAAUUGUUAUGACAGUACAUACCUCACCUGUAAGCUGCUUUUAUGCUUAAAAAAAAAACAAAAACAAAUCUUUGUUAAUAAAGUUUUAAAUGUACAA
Molecule: messenger RNA, 1173 nt
Organism: Doryrhamphus excisus (bluestripe pipefish)
Lineage: Eukaryota; Metazoa; Chordata; Actinopteri; Syngnathiformes; Syngnathidae
Gene: ier2b
Product: immediate early response 2b
Source: RefSeq, a predicted model, not a curated record